UGUCUCCAGCGCCUCCAGGAAACAGAUAGAGAAUUUUGUCCCUCUUGUUCAUUAUCGCACAAGAUUUUUUUAAGAAGGUGAUUCUGGACGGUGGACACGCUGGACGCGGAGCAGGAUCCACGCAGGAGGCACAAACCGGAGACUGUUUUCUUCCUUUGCGGCUUUAACACGAUGGAGCCUGCCUUCGGUGAGGUGAACCAACUCGGUGGUGUUUUCGUAAACGGUCGGCCGCUCCCCAAUGCCAUCCGGCUCAGGAUAGUGGAGCUGGCCCAACUUGGGAUUCGACCAUGUGACAUCAGCAGGCAGCUGCGAGUCUCCCACGGCUGCGUGAGUAAGAUCCUGGCUCGCUACAACGAGACCGGCUCCAUCCUCCCGGGGGCCAUCGGAGGCAGCAAGCCGCGGGUUACCACACCCACCGUGGUCAAGCACAUACGGACUUACAAGCAGAGAGACCCAGGGAUUUUUGCCUGGGAGAUCCGGGACAGGUUACUGGCUGACGGAGUUUGCGACAAGUUCAAUCUGCCCUCCGUCAGCUCCAUCAGCCGGAUCCUCCGGAACAAGAUUGGGAAUCUGUCCCAGCAGAGUCAGUAUGAGUCGGGCAAGCAGGCGCCUCACCCACCGCCACAACCAACGUUACCUUAUAACCACUUAUACUCAUACCCGACAUCCAAAGUGCCUACUCCCCCCGGUAUGCCCACCCUUCCUGGACACAUGGCCAUGCACAGGAUAUGGCCCUCCUCGCAUUCUGUUACAGAUAUUCUGGGGAUACGGUCCAUUACAGAGCAACAAAUUAGUGACAGUCCAUCCUUUUCCAGCGCCAAACUAGAAGAAUGGAGCGCUAUAAACAGGAGUAAUUUCCCACCAGCAAGCUCUCCGCUAGUCAAUGGCAUGGAUAAAUCGCAUUUAGAACCUGAAGCAAAAUACUCACAGACGCCGAAUGGAUUGCCCACAGUGAACAGCUAUGUCACAGCACCCAGCAUCCCUCCCUACCACCCUCCCACCCAAGUGUCACCCUACAUGGGGUACAGCGCCACCACGUCGGCCUAUGUGACCGGACCCACAUGGCAGCCGGCCAGUGGCAGUGCUCUAUCUCCCCACAGCUGUGACAUCUCCACUUCUUUGGCCUUCAAGAGCAUGACAGCCAGUCGUGACACCAUCCACCGGGUCGCUGCAUCGGUGCUGUGAAAUCAGCUCCAUGGACUGGUGUUGGAAAGAUGGAGGGGAGUGGGGGGUCGUGUCAGAGUCAGAGAUGGACAGGACAGGAGACUCCAGGUCUGUCCCAGCGUGGCUUCAUUUUACUUCCAUUGCCAUCUUUCUAUGAAGGACUCAGGGCCAUGGGACCCAGAUUUGUGCUGUUGAGCAUGAGACGCAUCCCCCUCACUCCCCUCUCAGCUAAGACCAAAGAUACACAAGGAGUAAACAGUCAAUACAACAAACUUGUUGUCUAAAAGAACUUGCAGGACAGGUGUUCUGAAGGACUAAUGUGUGACUGCUACUCCAUCCAUCAACAUAAUUCCUCUCAGAUUUUUUACUGCACACGUCCGCAAAUGUCUUUGGGAAAAGUGGGGUAAUGUAUAACUUCAUGAAUCCGCUAUCAAAGAAAAGGGAAAACACUUUGCAUGAGUGUUUCAGGGUGCUUGUUAAUUGAUAUAGAUUUUUUUUUAAUGUUUGUAUGAUUUUUCUUGUUAAAGAUUUGAUAAAAAAAUGGAGCAUCGUUUUUCCACUCUUUUAAAAAUGUAGCCUAUGCAAGAGCUCCACAGAGAAGUUUAUUUAUUACAUUAAGGUGCGUUGAAUGAAGUGCAAUUAGCCUUACAGAAUGCAUGGAAAUCUCCUCACACAUUUGGAAAAUAAUUGGCUUGGACUUAUGUUGGAGUAUAGAGCAUUAACAAUUGACAAGUGUUGCACAAUGAAAUUGAAUGUAUCUUAUUAAAUUGUUUGGCUGUUAUUGGUCUUCAUAGAGUUUGCUGGUUGUUUGGUAAAUUCACAGUACAGAAGACACAUGCACCAUCGCAGCCUAAACUAUUUUUAAAUUCUGUCACCCUUUGCUACCAGAUAUGCACAUUUCAGAAUUGUGGGUCCUUGUGAUUUGUUUUACAUGAAUGGGAAACUGUUUUUCAUGAGAAAAAAAGAAAAAAUGUGCGCGCUCUCACAGCCUGUAUUUUCAAUUUCCAUACGUCAUGGAUCAUUAGGAAAGUCCAUCAGAAAUGCUGUGAGCACACAGUGUUUGCCACCACAUAAAGCAGUACUUCUAAAAAUCUUUUGGUCAUUAAAACAGCGCAGAUCGGAACAUGUUCUCACCUCGUUAGGUUUAAUAUGGGCUGUAGUUUAGCUGAAUGAUAACACAAUAUAUGGUUUAAUGAAAUUCUAUAUUUUUUAAAUGACUAAUUCUGAAAAAGUUGCCAUAUUUUUGUAUAAGAUAUAAUUUAUCUUAAAGAAAUCACAGAUUUUACAUAUUUUUUUCUUUUUUGCUUUAGCAGAUAAAGGUGCCUUUUGUAAAUAGUAAUAUAUUUUCCUGUUAGAAUUUUAAAUAUUUUUAAACAGUUGAAAUACACAGAAUUUUUAAAUUGGGUUUAGUGGAAGAAACUGUAAAUAAGAGCGCCAGUCAGAUGAACACAAUGUGUGCCGAAGCCUCUCAGACCGGGGUGAGGGGGAGUCCACGUUCAUUAAAAGAGCCACAAAUUGGCUCAUCAGCCUGCAGCCUCUGAGGUCAUCAGACAUGUGACCCAAGAGCAAACCUUCAGCAGCCAGCUAAGGGGGCCAUUUGGGGCUUGUUGGGGCCAACUUAAAAAGGAAAGCACAUAAGACAGCUGACAAAUUUGCAAAAUGACAUAAAAAUACUUUCUGCUUGUUUUUAGAGGACAAAUGUGUGAAGUAAUAUAUUAUCUGGAAAGUCAGACAAGCCUCAUCUCGCCCUGCUUUGGAAACCUGGGAUUUAAACAAGCAGCAUGGAGGUGCAGAUUGAUCACUAGAUAAAGUUGCUCACCUGCUCUUUCACAUUGCUGCAUGUUGAUUUAGCUAUGGCUCCAUGUUUCUAUCUGUUUGGUGUUACAGCAUAAACAGUCCCUUCCGUGUGACAGUGUCAACAGUCCUCCCCGUGCAGGAGCUGAUUUGACUUGGAAAGCACCCUUCCCCGCAUCCAGUGGUCACGGACCGUUGCUCAGGGAUCGUGGUGUUUCUUUGACCGUACGUGAACCACAUCACAGGACGUGAUGAUCAUACACUGGCUGUACCAGCCAGCCAUCACGGCCACCCCUUCACCAUCCACCAUCCAUCACGAACAGCAAAUCAUAAUUAACUCUCAGAGUGGCAUGAAAGGGUUGUUACAUGCUCUGUUUUUUUUUUACCUCAGCCUGCACACAACAAGGCCAAACAACUUUUCCUUUCAACUGAGCUACAAGAACUAUACAGUCUUGUUAGCCUUCUCUGACUCAUGCACUAACAUCAGACCCUCCUAACUAGCACCAGUGUUUAAAAAACAGGAAUAAAGCAUUUUCUGGAAAAGAGAGAGCUUCUCAAAAGUUAGAUAAUUCCUGCUCUUGUACUUUAAUGUUGGUCAGAUUUAUCGUCAAAAAGGCAUAGUUUUAAAAAUAGGGGCAGACACAUGUUUAUAAUUAAUUAUGCUGAGUCUGACUUCAGUGUCAUAUGGUUAUCUUUACUUCUCCACAUGCAAUCAGAAACAAGACAGCCAUAUGCAGUAACAGCAGUAACACAGAGCAGAGAAUGUUGACACUGGCUAAAUGUAGGACUCCAUGCGUGUUUCUUCUCAAUGAGCAUUUUUAAAAGAAGCUGACGACAGCCAGAGUAUUUUCUUAAUGUUUUAAAACAACUACGUUCUGUAGGCAGGUUAGCAAAACCUCUUAAGAAGAAGAAGAAGAAGAAAGAAAUUCAGGUUUGAAAAUCAAAACACGUCUUCUGCCGAGCCUUUUUGUAUGUUUGCAUGGUCCAGUGCUUUUUUAAUGUCGAGUAAAUUGUGGACAUUUUAAUGCACAUUAACCUUUAGCUGCAUUUACAUUUUGAGAGACAGGCAGAGCCAUGCCCAGAUAGCAGGCUUGUCAAAGUGGAGAUGAAAUAUUAAAGAUGGAGAUGAGGAAAACCCACAAAAAGGGUGUGAAAAAAGAAGAUUUUUGCUGCUGCUGAUUUAUGAUCAGUAAGGUGUGUAGGGAAUUCAGGGUGGCUGUGUUGCUUGGCUACGAGCAACACAUGCGCAAGCUACAAACUGUCAGGUUUGAAACAAACAUCUGCAUUGAGCACUCCAUUUCAAAAAGGACAGGUUAAACACUAACAAUUCCACCAGUCUGCAAGCCGCAGUUGUUAGUCUGUCAUCACAGGCCUCUGGGCAAAAAACCAGGAGCCGUUCAAUUUGGCACUAAGAAACUCCCACAUUAAGGGUGGCUGUCAAAUGCCAGCGUGGCUCAGUAUGAGCUGCUACCAGAUGAGGUUAAGAUGAGUGUCUUAGAGAGCAGCCACUACGCCUACGGCUGUGCAACAGGUGUGUGUGCGUUUGCAUAUUUGUGGAAGAGAUAGACUGGAAAAGGGAGGGAAUGUGUGCAGCCACAUUUAAAUUUCUUUAGCUUGUUGUUUUAGCUCGCACUAAAGCUAUGCUUAGACUCCCAAUACUCGCCACAGAAAGAGAAAAGACUGACACUCGUUGGGAGGGAAUGUCAAAAAGGGGAAGAUGGUGUGGUAAACUGAAGGAAGUUAAUGUGCUUAUAUCAGCGGCAAGCUGAAACGUUUCCAGUAAAUACAAGCAUGUGACAACACAAACCUACAAUUAGAGGACCAACGAGAGUGUAGCCCACCUUCAACACACAGACAUACACAAACAAACCAGUGAGAUCACUUUUUUUUCCCCCCUUUUAUUUAUUUAUUAUAUUUUAUACAAGCCAAAUCAUUUUCCAAACUUCUUGAAAGUGUGUUUUAACAACAAUUAACUAAAUGAACAACUUUUUAUAAAAUUUUGAAAAAAUGAGGGUGUAAAAUUGCACUUUAUCAUAAACAAUAUUAGUGUUAAAGAACACUGCAGUAAUUUGAUUACGUGCCAUGAUAUGAUCAAAACAUGUAAUUAAGAUCAAAGAUGUUCAGAAAUUAAAUUGUCAAAUUAAAGGGAAACCCAAACUCCUGUGCACAACUACUUGAUGUGACAGUUUGAGUACAGUUGUUCCCCCACGUGGAGGUAAUCUGCAUCUGUUCAAGUAUGUAAAAAUGGUUAAGUUUGGAGUGACCUAGACAUUCACAAGCUGGUUUUGACUUGUCUGCAGACCUGAUUUGUAGUAUGCAUGGACAGAAUAUCUCCCUGUGUAUACCCAAAUUCAUUACAAAUGUAUGGAAACAUCCCCCUUUUGGAUACUACAAUAUAAGAUCAACCAAAUAAGCAUGCAUUUGGCUGCCUUUACUGUAGAAAAGCGCAUCACAGCAGAUCAUUGCUCUGCAGGCCUUCUCACUGAUCACUGUUAUCCUAUUAAAGCAUUAAUUAAUUACAUUCUGAUGGAGGUGGUCUCCUUCAGAAUAAAAAUGACUUCAUCCACAAGGGAUGAGUAGUCAUUCACUGGUUUGACCAUUGGAAAUCCAGUCAAGAGUGAAGCUGUUCUGGCAGUAAAUGGGGGCCCAGCACCUUACUGUGACACUUAAUCUUGAUUUUCCCCAUUAAUUUGUCAUCAGUUUGUAUGUGCACAAGUAGACACACAUUAAUUCAAUAGCUGUAGUGUGUGUGAUAGGCAGAUUUAAAAAAUAUGCUCCUUUAUUUACAGUUUCUUUUCUUAUAGGUAUUGUAGAUUAAUGGAUAAUAAAGCAGCUGGAGACCAUGUUUAGACUUCAAAGUCAGAUUAAUCUUAAUUAAGUGUAAGUUUGACCAUUUCCAUGCAAUCAUAAAGGGACUGCCGUGUAAACAUGACUAUUCUUGGUGCUUUGUGUCAUUUAAACAUCAAAACAAAUUAAAUUGAUUUUAUAUGUAAGUUUAAGUAUUUACUGAACAGUCUACCUUAGAACUGUGAAGGAGAUCUAGUCAAGUGAGUGUAAAGGUAACAAAUCCACAGCUGUCACUAGAUUCUGAGUCAGAUUAUCUGAACUCUGAUUGGUGCACAGAAUUAUGUGACAUCACCUUUUUCCAUCUAAACACCACCCACUUCAAACCAGUGAGAAAACUAUGGAGAAAUACACGUAAAACCAUCCCUUAAAUGGGAUUUAAAAACAAAAGAAAACAGUUUAGAAAACUUUCUGUUCAUGCAGGACCAAACAAACAAUAAACUCUUUGAAACAUCAAGUUUACAGAGAAUUUAAAACAUAUUCACCCGAUGUA
Molecule: messenger RNA, 6295 nt
Organism: Melanotaenia boesemani (Boeseman's rainbowfish)
Lineage: Eukaryota; Metazoa; Chordata; Actinopteri; Atheriniformes; Melanotaeniidae
Gene: pax9
Product: paired box 9
Exons: 4
Coding region: 172-1185 (337 amino acids)
Biological process (GO): anatomical structure development; regulation of transcription by RNA polymerase II
Molecular function (GO): DNA-binding transcription factor activity, RNA polymerase II-specific; RNA polymerase II cis-regulatory region sequence-specific DNA binding
Source: RefSeq, a predicted model, not a curated record